Molecule: messenger RNA, 1494 nt
Organism: Caenorhabditis briggsae
Lineage: Eukaryota; Metazoa; Nematoda; Chromadorea; Rhabditida; Rhabditidae
Exons: 5
Coding region: 1-1494 (497 amino acids)
Source: RefSeq, a predicted model, not a curated record
AUGAGCAAUCGACCCUCCAACUCGAUCGAUCAAGAGCCAGCGGUAGCUCCGGAGAAGAGGAAGGAUCGUGUAGCUCCAAUGGAACUCAACAAGUUGGAAGAAGUAGCUCCAUGUGAGCAAAAGAAGCAAGAAGCGGUAGAUCCAAAAGAGCAUGAAGCUGGUCAUGACAACUGUCGACGAAUUGGGAUCCGGUAUCUCCAAAAAACCCAAGAAGGAAAAAGGGAAAAAACCCAGGAUACCGUCCGACGAUCGAGAAAGGAGGAAACCGCACCAACGCGGAAGCCUGCAAGGCCUACUGAAUCGGAGCCGAAAUCGCUGACGAUGAAUGACAGCGAACUCAACCAGGAAGUCAACGACCUCAUUGACUUCAAGGACGAUGGAAGCAACUCCUCGGAGACACGCCAUGCGGAACAAGAAGAAGAGCAUCCUCCGGUAGCUCCACUCACUCCAGGCAUCACAAUUGAAAAGGAGUCCGCUCCGAUUGGGACAGCCAAGGCCGCCAAGGGUAACUCCGACGCAGCUGCGGUAACUCCAGGAACCUCUACACCAGCAACUGGAGCUCGUCGCAAGAAGGAGACGAUAGCCACCGAAGAGGUUCCGGCCAAGAAGCCUCGACAAGAUCAAGAGGAGAUGUACAAGCUCAUCAACAAGAGAAUCAGGUCAAUUGAGAAGGAAAUCGAACAUGGAAAAAAGGCGCAUCUACUGAUGCAGAGAAUGGAGAAGAGUCUGGAAGAACUCCAAACCACGUUCAAGACCGAACUGAGGAAGCAUGGAGCUGGCCUCCACGCCGAUCUCAAGAAGGGAUUCGAGGAGAAUCGUAGUACCCACCAAAGAGCCGGACACGAGAUCCAUGCCACCAACCGAAAAGUGGACGGUCUUGUCACCGACUCGGCGGUCGUCAAAGCCGAUCUCACCAGGAUCAAGGUCCUCGUGGAGGACUCCAGACAACUCUGGUUGACGAAGAUGACUGGAAAUCCCAAGCCAGAUCACUACUCGUCUCCAGUAGCCACAAAAGAAGGAUCAUCGAGUCAUUGGAGUACUCCAUACUACGACCCAAUCCAGGAGAUCCAACCAAUCAAAGAGAACGUGAAUCCAGCUCCAAAGCCGUAUCCACCACACGAAGUUUGCGCAUUCUGUGGAGGCUUCUCCCAUCAGUCCGAAGCCUGCAAGAAAAGACCAAGUUGGCGGACCAGAAGACAGAUCGUCUUCAACAAAGGGAAAUGCUCUUUCUGCCUCCAGAAGCAUCAGGAGGGGGAAAUCUGCCCAAGAGAUGGUGAAGCCUGCGAGACGUGUAGCUCCCUGUAUCCACUGGACGCGGCCAAGGCUCUACACCACCCCGCCCUUUGCGACAAUUUGUACUUGGGUGCGCCAAUCGAAUCAUCCGAUCGAAUCGAACCAUCCAUUCGAAUGGAUCGGAGCUCCCGAGGAAGAGCCCCAAGACGUGGACGUGGACGUGAACGUGGACGCGGUAUCCACCACGGAAAGCACCAGUGA